Neodiprion fabricii is the source of this 4373-nucleotide messenger RNA. It is a transcript of the gene wdb, whose product is annotated as serine/threonine-protein phosphatase 2A 56 kDa regulatory subunit epsilon isoform. Gene Ontology annotation, molecular function: protein phosphatase activator activity. The transcript is spliced from 10 exons. Gene Ontology annotation, cellular component: protein phosphatase type 2A complex; nucleus; cytosol. The record is from RefSeq and is a predicted model, not a curated record. Bases 1649 to 3076 code for a protein of 475 amino acids. Lineage: Eukaryota; Metazoa; Arthropoda; Insecta; Hymenoptera; Diprionidae. Gene Ontology annotation, biological process: signal transduction; protein dephosphorylation.
CAGGCACAGGGGCACUUCUUGACGGGUUUUCAUUAAGUGAAGGGCAACGGUGGGAAUAAUUUUUUUCUUUUUAAUUUAAAAUUUUACGUGCGGUCGAUGCAUAAAUUUUAGUGUCGUGUACGCGUGAGCCGGACAAUGUUGGAGCGCGUCUCGGCAGGUAUUGGAGCCUGAUGGUUGGUGUGAAAAUGAAACAAGUUUGUCGCUACGAGCAGCUGAUGGCGGCUGAGUGCUGUUUGAGCCUCCGUGUGUCUUGGUCUUGCCACCCCGUUUAAGAACAUCAUACGACUCGCGAAUAAACCGAAACCACGCCACCUUCACCGCCCUGCGCCAACUACUCAACCUGUAUUAAAAAUAUAAACCGUGAUCAAAUCCUCGGCGCCUUGUCUGUGUGUGAAAAUUUUCCUGCCAGACCGAAGAGAUCCCCUCUUCUCGAUAAGCGUGUGUAGUUCGGAGGCCAAGUGUGGCUGAAAAAGCAUAACGGUGCUUGGGGGACGAACGAAGAAUGUACACGUAGCUGCCAUCCGCACCUAACGUUUUACCUUUCGUUAUAUUCAAUAACCGUGCCGACGGUAGAAAAAUCUCGGUGGAUAGAACCAGGCCGCCCACGGAUUACAUAUUCCUCCACUCGUACGCGAAGAUUUCGAGACUGGCAGUCGGGGUGGCCGCGAUAAUAACUUGGUGAAAAUCCUUGACGCUCGCGACAAGGAGGAGCCGCAGCCGCCGCCGCCGCCGCCACCGCUUGCGGGGUCCGAUCAGUGAGAUUGAACCAGUGAAUAGCUGAAGAAAAAAGAAGAGCGAAAAGAAUCGAGCAAAAAACCUUCUCUCGUCGAGUCGCCGUCGAGUCCAGGCUACCACCAAAAGUAACGAGGAACGAUAGGUGGAGACGAACAGACUAAAAACGGCGGCCUACCGACUCGACAGAAACAUUCGGCCCGGCGCUCCGUGCGUCUGACAACGCCUAGACAAUAUCCUUCGCCCGCCCUCUUCCAACUCAGUUCCAAGUUUCAAUCACGCAUCCGCGUCUUUCGCGUCAUCCGCCGAAGCUCGGUUACUCAUUUUUUUUUUUUUUUUUUUUAUCCCAUGCAUCUACAGUAACCCAAUUUCGCAUCACAUCGUCACUUACCACUCUCCACACCCCUCCUUUUCCCUCGAGCCUACCUUCUUAAACACGCGCGCGCACUCGCACACACACUACGCGCAUACAUACUACACAACACACGCACGCACGCACACUUACAGACACGGGCACACAAGGUGUACGUACAGGCGUAACACACCUCUGCGCGUUUGAAACUUUUCUGUUUACCUGCUUUAUCCCUUUGGUUCGUCGUGCGAUUCCUGGCUGCCAUUGCAUCAAAUACUAGUGGAUAAGAUUAUUCGGAAUUUUUCUAAGCUCAAGUGAAAAUAAAUAUCGAAACAUAGUUUGCGCUGGCUCCAAAGUUACUCCAGUUUGUUGUGCUGUGUUGUGGGGCAGUUGUGAGUGUUAAAAGUGAUUGUUUGAUCGCGUAAUGGUGUGGUCUCGUCGGCGCGGGCCCACCACCCUUCUUUAACCACGUCUGACACAGCGAAAGGGCAGCAGAGGCUAGAGCGUGAUACCAACGUCGUCUCCGCCUCCAGCUCCCACAGUGCCUCCAUCGUACCACCAAACAUGUCAUCUGCAACGUUCGUUGACCGGAUAGAUCCCUUUGCCAAACGUUCCCUCAAAAAGAAGUCGAAAAAGACUCAGGGAUCGUCACGAUACCGAAACUCCCAAGACGUAGAACUGCUCCAGCUUGCCCAGCUCAAAGAUGUCUCAGUAUUAGAGCAGGAGGAGUUGUUCCACAGAAAACUGCGACAAUGCUGCGUCGCAUUCGACUUUAUGGAUCCGGUGACAGAUCUGAAAGGCAAAGAAAUCAAACGUAAUACCCUCAAUGAAUUGGUCGAAUACAUCACAGCGGGACGGGGUGUUCUCACAGAAAGCGUCUACCCUGAGAUAAUCAAAAUGAUUUCGGCAAAUUUAUUCCGCACGCUACCACCUAGUGAAAAUCCAGACUUUGAUCCAGAGGAGGAUGAUCCGACCCUAGAGGCAAGCUGGCCUCAUCUUCAGUUGGUUUACGAGUUCUUUCUACGUUUUCUCGAGUCCUCCGACUUCCAGCCAACUAUCGGCAAGAAAGUUAUCGACCAAAAAUUUGUUUUACAGUUAUUGGACUUGUUUGACUCGGAAGACCCUAGGGAACGAGACUUUCUGAAGACUGUCCUACAUCGUAUUUACGGGAAGUUCCUCGGCCUUCGAGCCUUCAUCCGAAAACAAAUCAACAACAUUUUCUUGAGGUUCGUUUACGAGACAGAACAUUUCAACGGGGUUGGAGAAUUGCUCGAAAUACUGGGAAGCAUUAUUAACGGAUUUGCUCUACCUCUCAAAGUAGAACACAAGCAAUUCUUGGUCAAGGUUUUGUUACCGCUGCAUAAAGUAAAGUGUUUAUCACUUUAUCAUGCACAGCUGGCCUACUGUGUAGUACAAUUCUUGGAAAAAGAUGCAACUUUGACUGAGCCAGUUGUUCGCGGACUUCUCAAGUUCUGGCCUAAGACAUGCAGUCAGAAAGAAGUCAUGUUCCUCGGUGAGAUCGAAGAGAUUCUGGAUGUUAUAGAACCUAGCCAAUUUGUGAAAAUACAGGAGCCACUAUUCAGACAGAUUGCACGUUGUGUGUCUUCGCCACAUUUCCAGGUCGCAGAGAGGGCGCUGUACUUUUGGAAUAACGAGUACAUUAUGUCGCUAAUUGAAGAAAAUAACCACGUGAUAAUGGGAAUCAUGUUCCCUGCCCUAUAUAGAAUCAGCAAAGAACACUGGAACCAAACAAUUGUGGCCCUCGUCUACAACGUCCUUAAAACUUUUAUGGAGAUGAACAGCAAGCUUUUUGACGAUCUCACAGCCAGUUAUAAGUCUGAAAGACAAAAAGAGAAAAAGAGAGAGAAAGAGAGAGAUGAAUUAUGGAAAAGGUUAAACGAGUUAGAAAUGGAACGACGUGCAGCUAUCACAGGCCCCUCUAGCACACCAGUUCCUACUACAACCGCACCUGUCACACGAGCCCGGCCUUGAGUCGGUGGAAACUCAGUACUACGCUGCCCAUCUGUUAGUCCUUAGUUUACGUCGAUUGUCCAUAUAAUACAAAAAAAAUGAGAAAAUGAAAAAAAAACACACAUUAUUGUUAGUGAAUACAAAGAUGUCCCAUGAUGACAUUUUUAACGUAAUAUUAUUCCUUUCUUGAGUUACGCCAUAAAGGCGUCGGCAGGAAAGGGUGACAGCAGAAGCAGUUACAAUACUAUUUCCUCAUACGCCAUAAUGAGAGGUUGAUAAUGAUUUCUAAUGGUUUUGUUGUGUAUAUUAAUUUUUAAUAAUUUUGACGGCAAUGAUCUAAGUUUUAUGGUGUAAUCUGUGUCAGCACAUAAUGCAAGGAUGUUGGUCCCUUCUUAAUUAAGGAUAGCUGCGCUUGGUGGGAGGAAAUGAUCGGGGUGGGAAUAUGAAAGGAUGAGGCUUAUAAAUAUAUUAUAUUAUUUCUAUAUCCAUGCUCGUGUAUACAUAAUAUUCAAUGUCUAUUACGUGUGUCUCUAUCAGAUGCGCGAUGUGCAUAAUACAGCGUGAAAGCCAAAAUCCCUUUCCUCCCCACACUCUGAUCGUCAUCUCUUGACAGCCGGCAGGGGCGUUGUUUGAAAUGUAUCAUAUAUUCGGUUAAAUAAUAACGAUAAAUAUAACAAAACAUGAUAAAUUAGGUAAACAUAUAUAUAUGCAUGUAUACAUGUAUAUGUAUAUAUACAUACAUACAUAUAUAUAUAUAUAAUACAAUAUAUAUUAUAAAAGUAUAGUAAUAUUGAUAUGAUAAAAAGUCUCACACUCACACACGUACAUAAAUAAAUACUUUCGUUAUGAAGUGACGCUCAGUCCUGUGUGCUAUCAACACUAACAUUAUUAUGCUGACAACGUGUUCGCAACUCGACAAACAAACCCUUUUUUCAAGAGUGAAAAAAUUUUCGAGUUAUACAGAUGCAUAAAGUAACAUUAAUAAUAAUUAUUACUGAAAUUCAUUGUGGAGAAAACAAAAAAAAGUAUACCUAUGUUAUUUUUUAAAUAAAAAUGAAGAAUAAAGAAAGCGAGGGACAAAUACACAAUAACAAAAAUUUAAUUGUACCAAACUAUCCAUGGUUGCUUAUAAAAUAUAAUAAAUAAUAGAGAUACAAAACAUAAAGUUUAUUCGGAGCUGUGCUCCCACUGAUUACUGCGAGAGUGUGCUCAUGGGACCGUUUUUAGAAAUUUCUUACCAUUGCAUAAUAAUAAUGAUGAUAAUAAUAAUAGUAUUGAUAAUAUUAUUAAAUAGACAGAAAUAAAUGAGUGAAGCUUC